This is a messenger RNA of Thrips palmi, 2698 nucleotides long. RefSeq names its product MOB kinase activator 1B. The transcript has 5 exons. Gene Ontology annotation, cellular component: cytoplasm; nucleus. Lineage: Eukaryota; Metazoa; Arthropoda; Insecta; Thysanoptera; Thripidae. Gene Ontology annotation, biological process: positive regulation of protein phosphorylation; hippo signaling. The record is from RefSeq and is a predicted model, not a curated record. Gene Ontology annotation, molecular function: protein kinase activator activity. The coding region runs from base 386 to 1036 and encodes 216 amino acids.
GUCCGGCAGAGAACGAAAUCCACGGGCGGCUUGAUUCUUCUCAACCGAAUAUUGAUCAUCGCAAAACAACUAAAUUUUCGUUAAGGCAUUACUCUUUGGCCCUUACAAAAAAAUUUGCCAUUUCAAGAUUACGCGUGUAACGCAUUGAAGAUCCAAAUAAAUUGGCAGAAGACAGAGAAGUUGGAAAUCAUAUGUCGUUGUGAAAGCAGCUGCACAGGCCACAGGCCUUGCCAAGAGUGUGGAAGUGGAAGUGGAAGUACUGUGAAUGUACAAAAGAAACAGUUUUAACCCGACAUCUGUAAAAUCUAGAACAGUACGACCCCAUUUCAAGCUGUAGGAUUUGUCAUUCACAUUCAAUAUCGUGAAAAUUGGCAACUUCUCGGAAAUGAGCUUCCUAUUUGGAGGCCGUUCGUCCAAAACCUUCAAACCAAAGAAAAACAUUCCAGAAGGCACGCAUCAAUAUGAUCUGAUGAAAUAUGCUGCAGCCACUCUCGGUUCAGGAAAUUUACGACUUGCUGUUCUCCUUCCUGAGGGAGAAGACCUCAAUGAAUGGGUUGCAGUGAACACUGUUGAUUUCUUCAACCAAAUAAAUGUCCUUUAUGGCACCAUCACAGAAUUUUGUACUGAAGAGAUAUGCCCCAUCAUGUCAGCAGGGCCCAAGUAUGAGUACCAUUGGGCAGAUGGACAUACAUUCAAGAAACCAAUUAAGUGUUCUGCACCAAAGUAUGUGGACUACCUUAUGACAUGGGUUCAGGAUCAAUUGGAUGAUGAAACUAUAUUCCCCUCUAAAAUAGGUGUACCAUUCCCAAAGAAUUUUCUUUCUAUAGCCAAAACUAUUUUAAAGCGGCUAUUCAGGGUUUAUGCACACUUGUAUCAUCAGCAUUUCUCAGAGGUGGUGCAGCUAGGAGAGGAGGCUCAUCUCAACACUUCCUUCAAACAUUUUAUCUUUUUUGUUCAAGAAUUCAAUCUUAUUGACAGAAGAGAAUUGGCUCCAUUGCAAGAAUUAAGUGAAAAAUUUACCGCUGGGGAGCGAUAAGACUUAAACUCAAAAACAAGUGGUAUCAGAUGGAAGCUUGCUAUCCUGAUCUCAUGUAGUUAGAUUUGCAUCUGGCUGCUUUAUUAUUAUUUUUUUCACUUCAGUAGUAACUUCCACAGCCCCCUUAUUUAGCUUAAUAUUUCUCUUGUUUUGUCUACGGAAUCACUGUUGGUUUAAUGAAGAGUGUAAAUCUUUAAAAUAGAUAAUAUUCUUUAAUGUGGUUUUAUCAUAAACACGGUAAUUACAGGAAGACUGCAUCAGACCAACUUUUGAUACAAAAUUUAAUUCAAAUCUAUCCCACAUUUUGGGCUUAAUUUUAGGUUUUUAAAUUGAAAAAGAUUUUUGUAUUGAAGAAACGAGAUUGGUUAGAAGCAAAGCGUAUUUACUUUCUAAAGAAAUGUUACUUUUGUCUAUUGCCUCUUUCCAAAGAAAGCUAAAAUCGAUUAUUUUGUUGCUUCUGAAGUGUGGUGACAAAGCCACAAUGUGCAAUAUCUAGAAAAGAUGUAUCUAAUGUUUCCUCAUAUUUUCUGAGGUUUAAGAUUCCCAUUUUCUCAACUUUUGACUACCAAAGCAGACUUCAUAGGUAAUAAUAAUGAAAUUUAUUAUUGUAAUUUUAUUGUUUCUGUAUAGUGUACAUUAUGAGCUUUGAAAUGAACUUUCAUGUUCUACCAAGGAACUUGUUGACUAUUAGACUUAGUUAUUUCUAACUCUUACUGUGACACGAAGUCAUAGGAUCAGUAUGAGUUAGAUGAACAGCUGCAAACCUAUCGUUUUUUUUUCUGUAAAGAAGUAUUCUUUUGUUUUGUUUUGCUGCUAUGAAUUGAGGUGAACAAAGUGUACCCGCACUCUCUUGUAAAUAUGUAUGGAUGAGUGUAUGAAUGUCAGUGUGAGUGUGUCUGAGUAGACUUUUAGUUAUCCUAUUUAUGUGUUGUAGCUUGCACUCUGAUGUGGUUGGCAGGGUGAAGACAGAGACAACCUGAUCAGACGGAGGAAAGUAAAGCUGCUGUUUGGUUCUUGUGCAAGUUAACAGCCUCUGUUUUCUUCUUCUAUUUGUUCUUAAUUCUCUGGUCGAUUCUUGUCCUGGAUGCUAGAUUGUUAGAAUAGGAACGUUUUUUUGUUACUAGCUGUUGUUUUGCCAUACAGUUUUACUUUAAUUUCAAAUCCAAAUGUAAUUUUGUUAUCAAAAUUCCACUGCUGCCUUUUGGUAUCACACUUGCAUUGUUGGUAAAGUACACAUGGUGAAAUUUGGCCCGGCAGUGUGACGUCAAAUCUAAAAUUACUGAUAAUUUUUUUUGUUUUCUUCUAGAAAAUCUAUGGAUUUAGCCUUUUUUUUUUGUUAGAAUGUGCAUAUCAAUUACAAUACUCUGUUAAUGCAUUUUCCUUGUCUGCAUCACAUUUACUUACGCAAUAGUGUAGAUGGAAAUUGGCCACUUAUUAGUUGCACAUGAGCUUUCCAAUCCAUCCUCUUGUAUUUCAAUGUUUUCACUGUUGGAUUGUUUUAGUUUGAUUAGUUGAAUGGAAUCAAAAGUGUUAGAUUUUAACCCAUUUUAGGAGUUGUGUAGGCGAUCAUAACCAAAGUACAUAUUAAGUUUCAUUACCAAAACAAAAAGAAGAAGGAACUGUCAAGCUCAAUACUGAUUGAUCUAAAGAUUAGUGGUUUCA